Messenger RNA from Fusarium keratoplasticum, 1401 nucleotides. Its product is annotated as FAD-binding PCMH-type domain-containing protein. The transcript has 11 exons. Gene Ontology annotation, molecular function: oxidoreductase activity; FAD binding. Lineage: Eukaryota; Fungi; Ascomycota; Sordariomycetes; Hypocreales; Nectriaceae. The coding region runs from base 1 to 1401 and encodes 466 amino acids. The record is from RefSeq and is a predicted model, not a curated record.
AUGGCUGCAGCAGUUGACAGCUUAAGAGAAGCCGGCUUCAACGGCGACAUCAUUGACGCCAACUCUUCAGAGUUCACCACCGCUUCAAAGCGCUUCUCUGCCAUUUUCAAUUCCCCAGCUAGACUGAUUGCGUUUCCCGGAACUGCCGAAGAUGUCUCUAUUGCAGUGCUUUUCGCCAGCCGCACCAGUCUUCCGCUUGCAGUCAAGUGUGGUGGUCACCAUGCAGGUGGCGCCAGUGCAGUAGAUGACGGUGUCGUGAUUGAUCUUUCCCACUUGAAAGGUGUCAAGAUCAACAAAGAGCGGUCUGAAGUGACGGUUGCUGGAGGGUGUCUUUGGGGAGAGGUAUAUACCGCUCUUCGCAAUGAGGGUUUAGCCUGUGUUGGGGGAGGAGUACACAACGUUGGCAUUGGCGGUCACUUGCUGGGUGGUGGUUAUGGUCCGUUGACUCAAAGAUACGGCAUGGCUUGUGACAACAUUGUCUCUGCCACCGUUGUUUUGGCCAACGGCAAAAUUGUCCAAGCAAGCGACAAGCAGAACUCAGAUCUCUUCUGGGGCAUCAAAGGUGCCUCGUCAAACUUUGGUAUCGCCGUGGAACUUGUCCUCAAGACCUUCCCAGACCCUGGACAAUGGGUAUUUCGAUCACUCGCAUUCUCUCCCGACGACAUGCAGAUCUUGGUCCCUAGAUUUGUGCAACAUGUCAAUGGCUAUCAGCUCAACGGCGAUGUCAUUAUUGUGUUCCUCAACUUCGUCCGAAGGCCUGGAAACAAGCCACUCGUACUUCUCAAUUUUACACUACAGGGAACUGUCGACCAGUUCUCAGAUGUCUUCAAGUUCUUCCUAGACGGGAUGAAACCGCUUAAUGACUCUUUAACAACUUUCCCCUCUUUAGUAGAACUCAGCCACUGCCUCGAUGACCUGUUGCUUGAUGGGCCGCCCAGAAUAGCGACUGGGGCACUCCCUGUCAUGAAGAUCACACCCACGCUUGUGUACAAACUAUGGGGGCGAUGGUCAGAGUACACGGACAGAAACCCAGAUGCUGCCUCCACAAAGGUUGUGUUUGAGAUGCACAAAGCAAAGCGUGUUCGCCCGGAAACUAGCUGCAUCCGUGCCACAGAGCAAGGCCAUAGCAUGAUUCUCAUCAGCGAAGAACACAAUGACCCAAGUCACGAUGCGACCGCACUCGAGUGGAUCCAUGAGGGCAACCAGCUCGUUCGACAACAGCAGAUCCAAGACUGGGGCAAAGACAUUGGCGUGUGGGCCAAUGGGUCCAUGCCCAACGAAAUUGCCGAGGAUUGCUGGGGGCAGAAUUAUCCUCGUCUUCAGAAGCUCAAGGCAAAGUACGAUCCUGGGUGCCUUUUCGACAAGUACUGGCACAUUGAGCCAAGCUAUGCACAUAUUUAG